AUUGGGGAACGAGUUUUAAUCAAUCUUAGAUUGCAUUUGUGAAAAAUCUGGAAAUCGACGGAGUUUUAAGUGAAAAUUUUUAACAUUUCCUCUACAUAGAGUGUAGGAUCAUACAUUCGUGAUGUUUUAUUAGUCACAAAAAUUCAUUGAAAUUGAUAUUAAUUUCACAAAGGUCUAUCAUGCGAAUUACAACAUUUUUAUUUUCAAAAUUAGAUAUCCAAAAAUUGAUUUCAAAUUGUUGUUAAAAUAUUGUAAACAAUAUUGCACUUUUGCUUUAACUCUUUAGAGUUGAUAUUUAGGUAUUUUAAUCCUUAAUUAUUUUGUUAUAAAAUAAUUCUGCGUGUUUAUUAACACUUAUUCAAAAGACUCACAAAUCUUUAUCUCUUUAGAGUAAUUUUUAAUAUUUACAACUAAAGAAACGUCUCGUAAAUUGAAAUAUCCCAUAAAGUUGGGCUCAAUGAACGUGCUUCUCUACCGUGAAUAGAUCACUCGCAAACAAUCUCGAUUGCCAAGUCUCCCAGAUUAAUUUCUGCCAUUCGGUUUCGUAAGUUACAUCGAGAUUCACCGGUUCGAAGCGUGCUCCGCGUUCCUACUCCUUUUCAUCUCGAAAAGUUCACAGAAUUCAGCACAAAUCAUACAGUUUGCGGAGCAAUGUUUGCUCGUUGCGCUGCGUAUCCUUCUAAGGUUUUUCGCCGGCGCGGUAUGGAAGAAACGUGCCCCGUCAAUUCGAUUUAGCCGAGGGAUGUACUACGUGCCCUUUUCACUCAUUCUCACCCCGUCCUUUGGCCAUUCCCGCUCUCUUUUCUCUUUGUCUUUAUUUCGUCGGAACGGCAGUGAUUUGCUGCGAUAAAGCCGCAUCGACAGGCGACGCACGUGUAUCGCGUGUCGAAGGACACGCUCCUUCUUUCCCAGCACGAGCUCUCUCUCUUUCUCGGGCCGCCCUCCGCACGGCGAGCUCGAUCCGAAGAGAGUUUAUGAUAUAUUUGUAAUCAUGUUACCCAAUACGUGCGCGUGCCCUUCUGUUACAACUGCCUCUCCUAACAAACGACCGUGAAUCUUUCUACACCGUUUGUACACGCGCAUUCUUAUAACAAUUCAUCAGAAAGCGAAAUUGGUGUUUUUUGCAUGUUUCUGCAGGAUAUAUGUGUAUGUACGUAAUCGUAAAUUAUUAUACAUGUACUAGCAGGAACAAAUUUCUAUUAAGAAUUGUAUAACAUUUAUAUAUCUUUUCUACGAUAUCAUUAAUUACUUUAUGUUUAUAUUAUUGUAAAAUUUUAAUAUAUUGUAAUUAAUAUUAAUUCUUUGUUACAUUACAAAGGUUACAAUAUGCAACGUGAUAAUUGAAAACAACAAUAUUUUUUACAUUGUUUUCUUAAGAGUUAUUACAAAUUAAAAUAUUAUAACUUUCAUGUUUAUCCCGAUUCUUUGAUAUUUUAUUUAAAAAUUAUCAAAUUUGAUAUGCCGCGGCAACGCUUGUAAUCCAUCUCAUUUAUUACGUAAUUAUAACAAUACGUGAAGUACUCGUGGGGAGAACGAUGUUUGAAUUCAUUGGCGUGCAUUGCUAUACAUACAUAUAAUGUCGCGAAGCGAGCCGCGGCGGGAGGGUCCUCGAGUUUUAAGGGCCGUCAUCAGUGCGAGGCUCGAGAAAUUGCAUCGUAAUCCAAGAACGGCGCGAGGCGAACCGCUUUUCGGGGAGGCAAUUCCAGCUACCCGUAACAAUCUGGCGGCGGAGGCAUAUUAUUAUGGCCAUAGUCCCGGACAGUUUAUUCCAGGUUCGUUUCCAGAUUUACUGCCCUCCUCGUUUUGCAGUAAGAACUUGCGACUCGCCGACCUUAAAAUCGGCUGCUUUGAGUCACACGAGAUAUCGUUUGUGCUCGAACUUUCCAUUAAUGUUUUGCAGAAAAAUUUAGAAAUACUAGCUACGACAAAUAUUUACGAUGACAAUAUAAAGUGGUAUUGUUGUAUUUAAACUUUAUAAUAAUUAAACAUCAAAUUUAUCUCUUCCUAUUCUUUUUUCUCUCUUUUUAUCUAUUAUUUAUUUAUUUCUGUCUUUUUACAUAUUGCAAAUAAAUUUAAAAUGAUAUAUUAGAACAUUAGCCAAUUAACAAAUAAAAUAUUUUUUUAUUACUAUGUGUAUUUGUUUUCAUAGAUUGUUAAUUUUUUAUUUAGAAGGCAUAAAUAUGUAUAGUAAACAUUUUAUAUAUCUCUUUUCUAUCCUUUUAUUUGCUGUAAUUAAUUAGAUUGUUAAAAGGAACGACAUAAACAUUUUUCUCUUUUACUAUUGCAUUUUUGUAUCUAUACACAUUAACUUAGAUAUAAUUUUACUAGUUAUAUCACAGUUAGAAGUACAGAAAAAAGGAACUUUUGAAUAUUUUUUGCCCAAAAUAGAAAGAAUAACAUUCUGCAGAAAGUUAUUAGAUAUAUGGUAAAUUCAUCAAUGGAUCUGCAAACCAAUCUGAAUAGCGUUGCCCUACGUAUAAGAAGCGCGUAUACACAUACUUGUACUUGUCACUAUGACAUUAUCGAUCCGAUGGUACGGUCGGACGUCGGUUGGUCCGAGCACAGUCGCUUCUUACUAAGCCCCCUCGCUCCCUUUAUCUCUUCCCCUAUACACCCGUCUUUGCCACCCCCUUUGCAACCCUUUAAGGUCGUCUUUCCAGCGGAUAUCAGCAUUAAACCCCUGGGAGACGUGAUGUCCUUUUCAAUUUCUCCGUCGCUUGUGGGAUGAGGAUAGAACGAAGAAUGCGAAGCUUCGAACGGCUCCAAAGUUCUCGAACUCCAUCAUACUUGCGCGUUUUCGCAUAUGAUGAAAGAUGGCGUAUUUUUGAUGCCAGCUCGCGAUGCAGAAAUUGUCCGUCCGGGUGCCUGAUUCGAAAAUUAUUAUCUGGAUCCGUCACGCCGGCUAGACGUAGACGGGUGAGCUGCGAUCUCCUUCUCAAAGAGGCUAAGACUCGAGAAAACGAAAUUUUGCAAAGAGAGAACAGUCGUUUCGCAACGGCGCAGUCGCCGGCUUCCGUAACUGCGAAAAUUUGCGGCCUCCCACCGCCAACGGGCUCGCUAUAAAUCAGUUGAAAUUUGUUAUGCGCGGCACGCAGAUGGUUUUGUUAUAUGAAAAUAUGUGCCGCGCGGGGAUGGUGUGUAAGUAUCCCUCGGUAAAACACGUCCCUUAUAUCCCGCGCGUACCCUCGGCUCCGGUCGCCUCGCCCCGCUUCUUACACCCCCCCUCCCAGACAGGCCCGAGGCGUCAUGCUGUUCUGCGCUCUCUUUAAUUACACCCCAAAACCGGGACGCGUGACGUAUUGCCGUGUGGCGAAAGGGACAAAAAAGCGACCUCGACUUCGAGCUAGAAUCGCUGAUCUGCAGUCGCUCGUUAAUCAACGCCUCGAUCGGCGAUACUUAAUGUUUUCAGAAUACGUUUCGUGCGUAACAGUAAGAAUUACUAAGAAAUUUUAGCCGCGCAGUCUUAUUUCCUUAAUUCAGGUUUUUAUGUAUCUCUAAAUAUAUUGUAUAUCUACAAAUUUUUAUAAUAUCUAUAACACUGAAGCUCUCAGAGAUCAAUUUUUUAAUUUUAUAUGUUUACAGAUUAAGAAAUUUAAAAGUAAUUUUAUUAAAAUAUUUUAUCAAAAGGUUUAUUUAUUGAAACUUGAAGAUAUAUUCAAGUUUUUUUUUAGAAGAAAAAAGAAAUUUAGUAUUUGAAAUUUGUUGAUUCGCUGAAAUUUUAGAAGAUGUAACAUGAAGGAUUUAUUGGAAGAAAGUGAAGUCCAACGAAGGAAGGACCACUUAAAGAUUGGCCCGGUCAGUGCUAAAUAUUUGAUAAGAAUUUAAGCCGUCAGCCGGUAAGCGAGGGUAUGCUCAUGGGACGAACGGAAAAAAAUAGGAAAGAAGGAGAAAGCUCGACGAAUGGACGGACAGUUAGUAGCUAGACGACGGAGUAUUCCCUCGAGCUGAACGGCAAAGUGAUGUCCAACCAAACAGUUCAGCUGUCCCGGUCACAGCAUUUCUUCUCUUACUAUAUCAACGAUUUGAAUUGCUUUAAAAUCUUCUUUGUCUCUCCCCCUCUCUUUUUUCACUGAUCUAUAGAAGGCGAAUAAUAAUGGCAUCUCGAUGCGCGGUCCAAAAAUAAAGUCAAUUUCGAUACCGUUAGCAUCAGAUGAGAUUUAUAAAGACGACGCAACUUAAGAGGGACACUACUUGCGUCGUUAACAAAAAGUACGUUGUAAAACGUGUUCCCAGACUAUCACCAUUUUAUUCGAUGUAUCACGGAAACAAAGUAGAACAGCGAUAGUCGUUAGAACGCUGACUUUUAAAUGAGCUUAAAUAGUUAUUGUCGACAUAAUGGUUGGCAACAUCUUGGAUAUAAUUUAACCGCGAUAAGCUGUAUGACUUUUUCAUAACAAUUAAGCCUACAACUCUUUGCCGUUUUCAUGCGCGAGUCGUUAACGGCACUGAACGAGAGAAGCACAAAGGUUGAAUCGCAAAAUUCAUGCGAAUCCACGUGGUGCCAAGUGGGGUGCAUUAGCCAAGUUCCCCAUUAUCCACGCGUGAGAGACCCCUAAAUUAUCCGGCGCUCGCCUAGCGCCGAUCUCGCCCACCCUCGCACGUUGGCGAGAAAAAGACGUAUGACUGCCUUUUCUCGAGAACACCCCCCGACAGGCUCUUGGAUGAAGUUACUAACGCGUGAUUUUCGCAAUUGCAAAGGAACUUGUAUAAAUAUAUUUACGAGAAGAGCGUUAAGACUGUCGUCAUUUUCGUUGAAUCUUAUUUAUUAUCCGAUUUCACAAUUUGUUCUUUUGAUUAUAUCAUUAAUUUAUAUUUAUAUUUAAUAGUAAUUGAUCUGAUUUUCUAUAUCUUGCAAUAUAAAGAAUUUUACCAACCGCUAAAAGAUUACGUUUUAUCGGUAGUUUGUCUAAUUAUAAUUUAAAAAGAAUAUCGGGACUAACGAAGAAUACUGAAGACAGAGAGUCAAAGAAAGUCAAAGAGAGAUGAAGAGGAAGCGAAUCAAGGACAAGGGGAGAGAAAGAGAAAGGGAGAAAGGUGGGGGAGAGAGAGAGAGAGAGAAAGAGAGAUUUCUAUAUACAUAGCUAUAAAUGGAAUAAGCAAAUCAGAGAAGGAUAACAGAAUAAGACAACAGCAGAAGACAGCGAGAAAUAGGACGUGGAGGGAAGAGUCAGAGAGAGCGAGAGUAAGAAAGAGAGAGAGAGAGAGAGAGAGAGAAAGAGAAAGAGAAGGUGAGAGACAGAAUCCGAAGAACCACCAGGAAGAUAGAGAAUGCAAGUUUGGGCUAUCUCUCCGAGCACAGUUCCAAGGAGCUUCCUUUAGACUUUAGUGACGUGACGUCGCCUAAUACCCUAAUCCUUGCAAUGGAGGCACCAUCGUCCGCCCUACGUCGUAUUCUGUUUAGUCAUCUUCUUGUGGUCGUAUUACAGUCAAAAAUUAUUAAUUGAGUAAUGGACACAUAUUUGUUUGAAGAGAUCACUCGCGUCUAUCUUAAAAAGUCUAGUAAAUCUAGCCCAAUGUAUUGAAUUUUAUAAGUUACUUAAAUAUUCAGAAUUAAAAAUUAAGUGUUCAACCUGUUAUGUGACAAUUAGUAAUAAUUAAUGUAUAAAUUAAGUAUCUAAAGUGUAAAAAUCAUAUAUCUAAGCACUUACAUUUUAUUUGUUGUUAAAAUUGUUUCGCAAGUUUUUUAAUUAAUUUCUAAUAAAAUCAAUUUCGUACAGCAAAAGAAUUAUUGUAUUUUGCUGUUAUAAUUUUGUUUUUGUAAUUUAACUUUUUUCAUGACAAGUUUUAGAUUAAAACAUAGCAACGCGAUAGGAAUUUUUUAAAUCGCUCAGGGAAAUUCUAUAUCAUUCGAUAGCUAUAAAAUUCGGGUCACUAAGGAGCGAAAAAUUAGAGCGUAUUCGAUAUUUUACGAGAUAUAUUAAAGCUUGUAGCAACUCCCACCGGAGACUUCGACGAUAUCGACGAUGUUUUCUUUCGCGAAAAUUUAAAGUGAGCCACAUCUGCCAGGCUACUCACGCAUACUAGGACUGUGCCCCCUUUCUAAUUAUUCUCCAUACAAACCGUAAGGGAUGACACAUGAUUAGUGGGUGGACCAGGACGCAUUGAUCGCCAACUCGAAGGGAUUCUAGCUCUUCCUUGCGUCGUGUUCCCUCCUUUUCCCCUCGUUUGGCCCGUCUUUACCCAGUUCUACUAUCGAAGGCCAGUUUCAAGAGAGCAUUGGUCCGCAAAGAAAAGUGAUAAUGUCUUAAGCCGCUGGUGCGAUUUAACUUCCGAUUUUGGACGAGGGCACUCCCGCCGUCCUCCUACCGCGGUCCAUAGCAAGAGUUCGUCGCUCUAAACUCCCGGCUACGUGGUCUGAGGAGGGUUUAAGGUUUAAGGGAAGCUCUCUCAUUCCUUGGGAUCCUAGGGAGCUCCGCUAAGCGCUGACGUUGAUCCUGCUCUUCUUCUACCUCCGCCACCUCCAGGAGCUCGGGUUUAUCUAAUUCCAGUUGUAGGUUCCUCCUAUCGCUGUAAACCUUACGAGCGUACCAAAGGGCGAACGUUGUGCAGUUAAAGGCCUAAAGUCUUACAAGUCAUCAGAAAGAUGGGUAAUUUGCUUGUUUGAAAUAAUUUGUCUGUAAUUGUUAAGAUAUUUUGCUGAGAUAUUUUCUUCAAAUUUUCUCAAAUUCAGAUUGGAUUUAUUUAAAUAAAUAAAAUGAGCAACAUUAAAAAAACUUAUUGUUAGCUGUAUAAUUUACUUGGUGAGAACUUUUUGAAAUAAAUAACUGUAAACUGUAAUUUCAAUGCAUAAACGUACUGUUUGGAGAAGAGAUUUGAUCCGCGCAGGUUAAUACUUAUUUAUAUAUAUUCGAAAUUAUGUACACUGUACAUUUCAUUACGUCAAAUGCAUAACUUUCGAGGUUCGCCCAAGUAUAGAGUACACUUAUUGUUUAUCAGAAAUUUUAUAAAGAAAUUUUAUAAAGAGAAAACUAUAAAUUUUCCAUAAGCAAAUUUAUUUCUGUUCAAACCGAUAGAGAUAUCACUUUUCUUUUGAAAAUUUAGCUACGCAAAGAAACUCGCAACUUAUGAAGGGAGCAGAUCCGUGAGGUCGCUGGCCGGGACCAAUGUUGCUCGGAUUCCUAAAGCAGCAAAGAGAGCCAGGUUGCACGUACAUACAGUGGCGCGUCAGCUCGAGAGAUAGGGGCAGAGGGGUAGUAGUAUAUUUAUCUAUAUAUACGUCUAUAUAUACAUAUAUAUGUAUAUAUAUACAUAGACAUAUAUGUAUAUAUAUGUAUAUGUACAUGUAUAUGUAGACGCGAGUGGAUAUAAGCGGGAGAGGUGUACGAAGCACGUACCUCAACAUACUGGGAAAGAGAGAGAGUCCUAGGUGUGCACCCAGGAAUCGUGUCCCCUUCUACGAUAACCGAGGCGGGGGUCGAGGUGAGCAAGGGGGAUGUGCAGAAGGGCUGGGAAUCGUGCUCCAGCCAAGCUCAAGGGGGUGGACAGUGCGCAGAACCCGCCCCCACCUUUCGCGACGAAGCAGAAGCCGUCGACUGCCCGCGCAAGUCUUCAUCCCCUCCGCGGACGACGGAAGAUCGCCACCCCCGAACGAACUUAAACAUAGCACAGUAGCUCGCGAGCACCCCGUCUGAAAGGGCCCAUCGCGUACACGAGCCGGACUUGUGUUAUCUAUAUACAUAUAUAUAUAUGUAUACAUAUAUAUAUAUACAUAUGUAUAUAUAAUUAUAUAUAUGUAUAUAUAUCGGCGGUUUGUCAAGCGCGCGUGUCCUCAUUGUGUGCGUGCGCGCGUGCGUGUCACGCAGUGCUUGUCUAAAUAUCUCGAGUCCGCCGCAAGAACGAAGCAAGAUAGAAUGUGCCCCGCUAGAAAAAGAUAAAUAACACGAAAAGAGCCAAGCGAUCGUUUCACCAGGACAAAGGGAAAAAAGAAAGAGAAAGGGAGAAAUACAGACGCAUCUCAACUGCAUAGAAUGAUUCUUCGGACUCGUGGCUACGCACUCGACAAUCUUCGGCGGAUAUCAGGGUGGAACUGACCAGCGUGCCGGGCGGACAGAAUGCGAUGGCUCAUCUCAAAAAGCGGAAGUUGGAAGCAGAGUCGGUUACGCAGAAUCCUAAACAAACGCAGCAGCCGUCGCAACAGUCGCAGCAGCAAUUGUUGAUCGGCAAGAAGGGCCUGCAGACGAGCGUGCCGCAAGAGAUGGAGAUGACUGAAGCCGCCAUGAAGCGCAGAAGGAAAAGUAUUCGUGACGAUGACGUGCGAAAAACGAUCGACAUUGUUGAUCCUAACAAAAACAUACCGCUGCCCCAGAAGAAGCGCGCGUUUACAACUGCUAACUCGGGUAGCCCUGCCAGAAAAUCGAGUAAGCACAGCGAAGAGCCCGAAGACGACGAGACUCUCAUAAGAGAAACGGAAGCUGCCUUGAAGAGUCUAUCGGGCAGUUGGCCGGGACCUAGAGGUUGUCUGUAUCAAAGAGGCAAUUCGGACGAGGAUAGAUACGAGUCUAAUUUUGAGAAUCUCUUCGAAGAAAAGAAGGAAAAUCCUAAAUUGUCGCCCUCGUCGAUAUCAACGUCUUCGACUACGAGUAACGAUACCGGUUGUUCGUUGAAAGAUGUAAUAACGCUUCGUGGUCAACAAGAUCGAUCGAGUAAGAUGCAACAACAAAAUAAACAGCAAGAUCCGAAGCCACCAACUAAGAUUAAGAAAGACCUAGACAAUCUGCUCAAGAUAGAGAACGAGUGCGCGAAUAUUCAGUCUCAAGUUAAUAACGUUAAUCAAAAUGAACCGCCAAAAAUUAGACCGAUUUCCGUUCGUUCGUUAUCGAGCAAAGAGAGGAACGAGAGGAACGUGGUGAGCGCACACAUUGACUCUCAGGGAAGGCAAUCGGACAAAUAUUCCAGAUACGAUCCACCGGACUUUAAUGAAUUAGUCGAUGAUUCGUCCAACGAAUUGGAAAUUGACAUGUCGGAUCCAGCCACUGACAAAGACGAGGGCGACAGAUCGAACGACCGGGAACGAGAUCGGACAUGUAAAAACGGUCAAUCACCUCAAAAUAUUAAUAGACAACAGCAGCACCAACCACUUUACACAAAUUAUCAAAGACAAUAUAACGAUACCAACAUAAAAGUUUCACCUACGGGGACUUCAUCGUCCUCAUCGCCGCCAGCGAACUCUCCGUUCUCAGCAACGUCUGCCUUCAGGCCGCCUAAUACGGAUCACUCGAAAGCAUCGUGCCGCAGCUCUUCGACGGUGCCAGUAGCCUCUUCGGCAAUUCCACCGAUCGGUCCAUAUCCAGCUGCCGCUACAUUCGUGGGAUAUCCGACACCUGGACCGACGAUGCCAACGCCUCAGCCUGUAUCCGGCAUUUCGUCCACGUCCGAUGACAAGCACUCGUCUACGCUAUUGCAAUUGAAGUCGAAAGAGGAGAGUCAUCAUGUGACAGCCCAUGAUGUUACCGCCAAUUCUGUACCUCCUAGCAAAAGUCCUACUGGCGGUCCACCUUCCGUCACUAGUCCCGAUUCUUCGAAACAAUACACGAUCCUUCAGCCCGCGGGAGUGGGCUCCAGAGCAGCCAGUGCGAUUCAGGAUAUCGCAAGGGAAGGGGUGGUGAGUGUUGCCGCUGUGAGCAGCUGCACCACCGCGAACAACGGCAGUGCGAACAACGUCAACACUGCAAAUGCGAACGGCAACGGGGUGGUCGGCAAUAAAACUACCAAUGGGAACAACGGCGCUAAUGACAGUAACAGUACUGCGAAUCCUGCCGGGAAUCCUAAUGCAAACAGCAUCGCCAGUAUAACCAUUACGACUGUGUCGACGACCACUACUACGUCUAGUCCGACAGUCGCUGCUGAUGUGCCUUCGGCGAACAGUCAGCAGGACACUGUCAUGAAAAUACCAGAGAGACCCGGCACCUUCGAUAAUAGCAGACCGGGAAUGUCUAUGUCUCCGUCCAGUCUCGGCAGAGAGGGCAACAAGUGCCCGACCCCAGGCUGCACGGGGCAGGGUCACGUGACCGGACUCUACUCUCACCACCGCAGUUUUUGUGCUUACAGCCUUUCUGGAUGUCCACAGAAGGAUAAGUUAACUCCAGAAAUUCUGGCGAUGCAUGAGACCAUAUUGAAAUGUCCGACGCCUGGUUGCAACGGCCGCGGUCAUGUCAGCUCCAAUCGGAACACACAUAGGAGCUUGUCCGGAUGUCCCAUCGCCGCGGCCAAUAAGCAGGCCGCACGCGAGGCACGACAAAAGGCUCAAGUGCCGGGGAUACCACCAGAAUACAUCAGCACGAAUCUGUUACCCCCAUCAAUGGACACGAAGAGUUAUUCGCAGUACGGUUCCGCAACGCAAGACACGAAGCCUGUACUAAGCAGCUUGACCUACGAUUAUUAUUCGACGACGAAAAACGCCGGGAUUAAUGUAAAACCUCCGAAAACGCCGGAGGACAACAGCACGUCGCGUCCCGCGAAGGUGCCUAAGACAGAGAAUAUGACUCUUAGCAGCAGUUGCUGCAACACAUUAUCUAUGAGGAAUCAAAACACGGGUGAGUUGUUGGUCCCCAAGACGGAGGAUGCAACAUCCUGCAGAGUGAAUUCGCCCCCGCCACCGCCGCCUCCCGCAGUACGACAAACGUACGAUUCUUACAUGAGCCAAGAUUCGAACUCCUCAUCCAUGUCAUCCAUGGACGCGAUGGGCUCGAGGCCAUCCAUAGGAGCGACGAUUCAUCACCCUGGCCAGCAUCCGACGCACCACGUGCUACCGAUGCAGCCGGUCGCCUAUCCGAUGCCAAUGGUGGAAGAUACAAGAAUGAGCCAUCAAAUGUCCCAAAGAUCUCCUUACGAGCCUACCAUGAUGGCCGCGGCAGCGGCCGCGGCGGCCGCCGCAACCACUACGGAGGAGCUCUAUCAUCAUAGAUCAGCCGAACAUGCGAGGGCGUACAUGCAUCCUGGUGCUAGUAAUAUUGCACGACCAGUGGUGACGUAUUCCAACGACAUAGCGACUGGCAGAGGUUACGAGAACGCAGUAGUCAGCGCAGCCAAUCAUCGACCCUACGAUCCCGGUACUACCGCGGCAUAUGAGAGAUACGAUACGCAGUCUUGCGCGCCUAUCCCAUCUCAGCAACAGCAACAACAACAGCAACAGCAACAACAACAGCAGCAACAGCAGCAGCAGCAGCAGCUUCAUUCGAGGGCGAAUAUGUACUAUCUGGGACAAACCGGUAUGACGCCAGAGGAACAAGAGCGAGUUUAUCAUCAAGAAGCUGCGGCGGUCGCGCAACAGCAUCAGAUGGCAAUGGCCGCCGCCACGGCAGCUGGGAUGAUAAAGACUGAAGAUGUGAAAUGUGUUACGGUUGCGCAAAUGCAGCAGAUGCAGAAGCCCGGUGGACCGCCUACCUCGCCUGGAGGAUCUGUGAUGGAUUUGUCUACCUCCAGUGUUACGUCCACUAGUCCGCAGGCACCGCCUUACGGUUCGAACAGUCUCAGUCCACAAUAUGGAGGAGGACAGACGGUGGGAAGCAGUCCUCAGGCUGCAGCGAGUCCCCACUUGACGGCUAGUCCUCAAGUUCCUAGUCCCCAGGGCCAGACUCUCGAUCUUAGCGUUAAUAGACUCCAUAGCGGUGCACCCAGUCCGCAGUAUUCCACCGGCCAUGGGGAAGCCGUCGCGGUUCCAGUGGGUCCAGGUUUCCCAGCUCCACGACCUAUCGAAGAGCAGACAGAACCGGUUGACUUCUCAACGGCGAACGAGCCAGUCAAUUUCAGCGGGGGUCCGGGGAUCAGGCCUGUACCCGGGUUUCCGCCGCCUGGAGUGCACGUCACGGCGUAUAGUCGCGAGAGUACGCCCGACAGCGGGGGUUCCCACUACAUGGACGCCUACCGAGACCCUACCGGUUACGGACCCAUGAGUCCUCAUCCAGGAUACGGGAUGACUGGCGUUCAACCCGAAUAUCCCGGAAACACGUACACCCCUUACCCAACUGCAGGUUACAACUGCGGUGGAACUUAUCCGGGUGGGCCAGUGACUUCCGGUUAUCAAAUUCCAGCGGGCUACUCCCCGGCACCAUGCUACAGCAUGCCACCUCCGCAGCACACGGUUGGACCCCUCGAUAAACCAUCCGGCAAGGACGAUAGUAUGAGUGUGAGGAGGUACUCGUUGAAUUUCGCACCUCGGCCCACCCCUCGUGGUCGCGAUGGCAAGGAGCUGAUACAGUGCCCCACGUCGACCUGUGAUGGCAUGGGUCAUGUCUCAGGGAACUACGCUACCCACAGAAGUCUCUCUGGGUGUCCACGAGCCGACCGCUCGCAAAUCCAGGCGCAUUCCCAAGAGCUCAAGUGUCCUACGCCAGGAUGCGACGGUUCUGGACACGUCACGGGAAAUUACUCAUCGCACAGAAGUUUGUCCGGCUGUCCACGGGCCAACAAGCCGAAGAGUAAACCCCGAGAUGGCCAAGAUUCUGAGCCCUUGAGGCGGUUUCCGCUCGUUUCACGCUCGCUCCGUGCGGAUGGAUUAUGUGGUGUUGGUGACGGUGGUGUUGGCAUUUUGGACUGCAGAUGUCCAAUCCCGGGUUGCGACGGGUCCGGCCAUGCCACCGGCAAAUUCUUGUCGCACCGCAGUGCAUCUGGAUGCCCAAUCGCAAACAGAAAUAAGAUGCGGGUGUUAGAGUCCGGCGGUACCGUUGAGCAACACAAGGCAGCCGUGGCUGCCGCGACAGCCAUGAAGUUCGAGGGUGUCAAUUGCCCCACGCCUGGAUGCGACGGACUGGGUCACAUAAACGGCUCCUUCCACAGCCAUAGGUCCUUGUCAGGUUGCCCGAUAGCCAGCCACGCCGUGAAGAAACCGAAACCAGAGGACAAUAUGAGCAUGUACAGCAGAGGAAUCACCGGGUUGGAAGCCGGUGGUCCGGCUCACGGGGGUGCAGUAGGCACGGGUCAGGGUAACUCGAGCGGUAGCGGGACCGCCGGUGUCCAAGGCGAGGAUCUCUACACACUGGAGGCUGAAAUCACCGAGCUCCAGAGAGAGAACGCCCGGGUCGAGUCGCAGGUCCUGCGCUUGCGCUCGGAUAUCACCGCCAUGGAGAAUCAGCUCAAGCACGGAGAAAAGGACACCUCAUCGAUAGCUCAGCGCAACAAUAAUCUGACCGAGUACUAUCAGUCACUACGCGAUAACAUGAUCACUCUGCUGGAGCAAGUGCGAAUACCGAACGCCCCGGGCGGACCGCAGGAGAAGAUUGGCCACGAGAACUUCGACAGUUACCUGACGAAGUUGCAGACUCUGUGCACCGCUGACGGCUACUGCGCCGACGAGAGCAACCGGCCGAUUUACGAGACGGUGAAAACCGCCCUGCAGGACUUCACGGUUCUGCCGACACCCAUCUGAGACCAUCCUUAAAGAUCGACGAUCGGGUACUGAGCCUCGCUCUCGGGACAACUCGCGCGACCAAGCGAUCUGGCGUAUUCGUGACGCGGAUCGCAGUCGUUCCACUCUCGUCCACCGAAUACGAGUGAACGGAACGGAACCGCGCGAGAGAACGGUGCCCAGUUCCCGUAUAAAUACGUAUACACGUAGGCACGUGUAAAUCGAUAUACUACGAGCACGCAUGAAAAGGAAAUACGUCGAUCGUGACUGAGCUCCGCGCGGAUCGGCCUAUCGACCUGGGAGAAACCCGGCUUCGUGACGCGUGUGACUCAUCCGGAUGUUGUGGCGAAUCCGGCCGUGCGUCACACGUACCUACAUACGUACAUCGCUCGCGUGAAUUUCGGACUUCGUCACUUGACGACGUCAACCUGCGAUCACGUGCGAUCGUCGGGCGACGAUCGUCGGUGAAAGUCGCCGUGGCCGGUCGAGCAUGUCGACCGGCCCGUAGACUGCUUAGGAAACGCUAUAACGGCAUCUAACCGGUAUGACGGCUUUAUCGGGACAUCUGAACUAAGCUAAACGGACUAUUACUUACGGG
Molecule: messenger RNA, 13940 nt
Organism: Solenopsis invicta (red fire ant)
Lineage: Eukaryota; Metazoa; Arthropoda; Insecta; Hymenoptera; Formicidae
Product: flocculation protein FLO11
Exons: 16
Coding region: 8057-13363 (1768 amino acids)
Biological process (GO): regulation of transcription by RNA polymerase II
Cellular component (GO): nucleus
Molecular function (GO): DNA-binding transcription factor activity, RNA polymerase II-specific; zinc ion binding; RNA polymerase II cis-regulatory region sequence-specific DNA binding
Source: RefSeq, a predicted model, not a curated record